Choloepus didactylus (southern two-toed sloth) is the source of this 3024-nucleotide messenger RNA. RefSeq names its product synaptotagmin 17 (gene SYT17). NCBI's taxonomy places the organism in Eukaryota, Metazoa, Chordata, Mammalia, Pilosa, Megalonychidae. The transcript is spliced from 8 exons. Gene Ontology annotation, cellular component: membrane. Gene Ontology annotation, biological process: cellular response to calcium ion; calcium-ion regulated exocytosis; regulation of dopamine secretion. Gene Ontology annotation, molecular function: clathrin binding; calcium ion binding; calcium-dependent phospholipid binding. The record is from RefSeq and is a predicted model, not a curated record. Bases 582 to 1823 code for a protein of 413 amino acids.
GUCUCCAGCCCGGCCUGUGCAGGGGUCGCUGCAGUCUCCGCGGCCGCCCUGGGCUCCCUCCCCUGACGCCCCGGCCUUAUUCCAGUCCCGGGAGCGCCUCGGGGGAAACGCGGGACAGCCAGGGAGGCCGGGGCGGGGACCCCGGGCACCCCAGCUCUCCGAACCCUGGGAGGCGGCCCGGGCUCGGAAAGCCGGAACGCAGGGAAAGGCAAGGACGGGGCGAACCGCGGAGGGGCGGGCGCCGCUCAUCAGUCACGCCAGUCACGUCUGGGGCCACCCGGCUGUCUUUUUCUUCCUUUCCCCUUUUGCUUCUCCCCCCUCCCCACCGUUGGCGAGGGCAAAGUGGCCGUGGAGGCGCCAUGCCCGGGCCGGAGUGAGUGCGCUCGGACGAAAAUGGCGUACAUCCAGGGCAGUUGGAACCGUUAAACGAGGGUUUUCUUUCUAGAAUCUCCGAUCUGCUGCUGUGUAGAUGGACCUGCCGGCACUGCUGUCAGAGUUGCUAUGAAUCCAGCUGUUGCCAGUCGAGUGAGGAUGAAGUUGAAAUUCUGGGACCUUUCCCUGCCCAGACUCCACCCUGGCUGAUGGCCAGUCGGAGCAGUGACAAGGACAGUGACUCUGUCCACACAGCCAGCGAAGUCCCACUGACCCCACGGACCAGCUCCCCAGAUCAGAGGCGCUCAUCCUCAGACACGUCCAAAUCCACGUACAGCCUGACCCGGAGGGUUUCAAGUCUGGAGUCGAGACGACCCAGCUCCCCACUCGUCGAUAUUAAACCCAUUGAGUUCGGCAUUCUCAGCGCCAAGAAGGAGCCCAUCCAGCCUUCGGUGCUGAGACGGACCUACACCCCCGACGACUACUUCAGGAAGUUCGAGCCCCGGCUCUACUCGCUCGAUUCCAGCAGCGACGACGUGGAUGCUCUGACGGACGAGGAGAUCUUAUCCAGGUACCAGCUGGGCAUGCUGCACUUCAGCACCCAGUACGACCUGCUGCACAACCACCUCGCCGUGCGGGUGAUCGAGGCCCGGGACCUGCCGCCCCCCGUCUCCUACGACGGCUCGCGCCAGGACAUGGCGCACUCGAACCCUUACGUGAAGAUCUGCCUCCUGCCGGACCAGAAGAACUCCAAGCAGACGGGCGUCAAGCGCAAGACGCAGAAGCCCGUGUUUGAGGAGCGCUACACCUUCGAGAUCCCCUUCCUGGAGGCCCAGAGGAGGACCCUGCUCCUCACCGUGGUGGAUUUUGAUAAGUUCUCCCGCCACUGCGUCAUCGGGAAAGUGUCCGUGCCUCUGUGCGAGGUCGACCUGGUGAAGGGCGGGCACUGGUGGAAGGCGCUGCUUCCCAGCUCUCAGAAUGAAGUGGAGUUGGGGGAGCUGCUUCUGUCACUGAAUUAUCUCCCAAGUGCUGGGAGACUGAAUGUUGAUGUCAUUCGAGCCAAGCAACUUCUUCAGACAGAUGUGAGCCAAGGUUCAGAUCCCUUUGUGAAAAUCCAGCUAGUACACGGACUCAAGCUUGUGAAGUCCAAGAAGACAUCCUUCUUAAGAGGCACAAUUGAUCCUUUCUACAAUGAAUCCUUCAGCUUCAAAGUUCCCCAAGAAGAGCUGGAAAAUGCCAGCCUAGUGUUUACAGUGUUUGGCCACAACGUGAAGAGCAGCAACGACUUCAUCGGGAGGAUUGUCAUCGGCCAGUACUCCUCAGGCCCCUCCGAAUCCAACCACUGGCGACGGAUGCUCAACACCCACCGCACGGCCGUGGAGCAGUGGCACAGCCUGAGGUCCCGGGCGGAGUGUGACCGCGUGUCUCCUGCGUCACUGGAGGUGACCUGAGGGCCACAGGACAGCGGCUUUCAUUUGUUAAAAAAAAAAAAGAAAAAAAGGAAGACAAUUUAAGACAAAAAAUGACAUCCCUAUGACAUCUACGCCUGUAUACACACUCAGAACAGACCUGCACACGCACGCACACUCCGCAUCUACUCAGAACUGAGAGGAAGCUGACUAUUGAUCACAAAAUGGCCACCUCGAUGAGCCGGGCCUGAGAACUUUCCGGAACCCCCAUCCAUAUGUCACGAGCAGAGUGGGCUCUGCUGUGGGACUUAUUGGCAGUGCUUGCUCUUGUUGAUACCCCUUUACAUUUGCCCCCAAAUGCACUUUCAACCCUCAGGCCAGAGAGAGGCCCUCCUAGGGGGCACCGACUCCCAUCAAGUCUAAAUUUGCCAAGAGUUUGGCCAGCGUGCGGGAGACCUGACCCCCCACUCCCAAAACAUCCCCCCACUGGGGAACUUCUGAACAGGCUUCUGUUCCCUGGGGGCCUUCAAACGCGAAGGUGUAAGUAAGUAUUUUGUCUUCUCUCUAGUGAACGUGAUAGAUAGAUUAGACUACUGGGGGGAAACCAAACAGCAACAAAAAAUAUUCCAGUGUAAGAAAACUCUCCUGGCUUAAAGGAAUUUGUCCUUGUGUUAGCUUAUUCCAGGGAACUCCCUGUGGGCGUGUUUGUGUAUGUUCUCGUGCAUGCGUCCUCAUACGUGAACACGUGUGUACCUAAUUGUGUCCUCCUGGGGAGCCGGGCGGUGGGCUUGGACCCCGACACCAGACACAUCCAUCUCUCUGCCUCUCCCAUCCGGUGAAAUUUCACCCAGUGUCCUCCUGUCUGUCAAAGACCCCUCCUUCAGUAAGAGUAGCGUGUGUGUAUGUCAAGUAAAUAGAAAACGAUACAGUAAAUUGGACAUUUUUGGACUGAAUUAUGGUGAUUGUGACCCACAGAAGACCUGAAAAGGACUUGAUCUCAUGGAAUUAAAAUGGCCAGACCCACCCACCACCCCACCCAGGUGACCUCUUUCCUUACCAUACUCUGGAGGUCUUUCUGUGUCUGUGUGUGAACCAAAGUCAUUUCUCUCGUGCUGAGGACUGAGUGUAGUUAGAAUAGAUCUCUGUCUGUUGGAUGCUUCUGUAUCUUGUUAUCCACUGCAUAUUGUCUGGUGUGAUGGGGAGCUAUUCAUUGAAAUUAAAGAUUAUUUAUUUGUGCCCUGCA